AUGACGAAUUACAAUCCAAUCGAUGUGAUCAACAAAGAAAUCGGAUCUGAAGAAUGUCGACGAUUGCUCGCGAAAGUCGACAAAAUGCGAGAAAUCCUGCGACAGGAGAAAUUUUCUCUGCCGCAAAUCGUCGUCGUUGGUGAACAAUCAGUAGGAAAAUCUUCGAUACUCGAGGCGAUUAGCGGUAUUGAGUUGCCUCGAGCACAAGGUAUGUGUACACGUUGUCCAUUGGAACUGCGUCUGAAGCGAACUCCGUCGAACAGAAAUGAUUAUGCUACAAUUCAAUGCAAAGAUGUCGCCGAAUCGAUCUUAACAGAUCUUUCACAAAUUUCUGCUGCAGUAAUUGAAUGCACGAAUCGAUUGACUGGGGAUUUAAGCAGUGUUUCUUCAUCGCCCAUUUUUCUUACAGUUUAUAAACAAGACAUUCAAGAUGAUUUAACACUAAUUGAUUUACCAGGAAUUGUUCGAGCACAAGAACACGGUCAAGCAUCGACAACGACUUAUCAAGAUAUUAUCAAAUUGAUUCAUCAGUGUGUUGCAUCUCCAAUGACGAUUGUUUUACACGUCAUCCCAUCAUGUAUCGAUUUUACAACAUCGGAAUCCAUUCGAAUCUGUCAACAAUAUGAUCCACGAUGUUCGAUGGAAUAUUUCUCCUCACAGAAACAACAAGUAUUUCGAAACAAGAAAUACUCGACAAUUUUUUCCCUUUGGUAA
Adineta ricciae is the source of this 714-nucleotide messenger RNA. The record is from the annotation of a GenBank genome assembly. Lineage: Eukaryota; Metazoa; Rotifera; Eurotatoria; Adinetida; Adinetidae.